Paramecium sonneborni is the source of this 745-nucleotide messenger RNA. Lineage: Eukaryota; Ciliophora; Oligohymenophorea; Peniculida; Parameciidae. The record is from the annotation of a GenBank genome assembly.
UAAUAAUUAAAAAUGCUCCAAAAAGCAGCAAUCAGAUUUUAUUUAUCAUAAGCAAGUAGUAUAGAAUAUUAAAUAAAGGAAAAAUUCCAACAAUUUGGGAUGUUAAUCCAUAUGCAUAUUAAAGAAUGUCAAAUGCUUUAAUAGGAGCAUACUCAAAUAGAUAAUUUGGUGUUUUAAUAAGAGAAAAUCUUGAUAUUAUAACUGAUCAUUAAGUAGCAUAUGCAUUUUAAAGGUAACAUGUUAUUAUUUAAUAUUUUUAAAGAAUAAAUGAAUUAGAUUUAGAUGCUGAUGAAGAUUUCUAUGAAUAUGUUUUACCAGCAUUGAAAGAAUUUGUUCCAAAUUUAACAAGAGAUCAUUCAGUUUCAUUUGCUACAAUUAUUGGAACUUGUGGUAAAAUAAAUGUUAAAGAUGCUUCGCUUUGGCAAUUAUUUGAAAAAAAAAUUGUGACUGAUCGUUUAUAUAGGUAAUAUUGAAUAUGAUUUAAAAAGAUAUAUUCCUUUAAAUGAUUUAGUCAGUAUGACUUAAUAAGUAGCUUUGAGUGAUUUUGGAUCUGAAGCAUUUUUUAAUACUAUGGAAAAAUAAAUAGGAAGACAUAGAUUAGCAUUGAGUGAUGAAUAAAUUAAGUUGACUCAAGAAGCUUUUGAAAGAAAAAGAUUAGCAGCUCCUAUCAUAAAACAAUUAAAAUAAUCAGCUUAAAAAUAAUUGGCUUGAUUUAUAAGAUAAAAAUAAAAAUAUUAAAUAGUAC